This is a messenger RNA of Lacerta agilis (Sand lizard), 1636 nucleotides long. It is a transcript of the gene PDGFD, whose product is annotated as platelet derived growth factor D. The coding region runs from base 196 to 1320 and encodes 374 amino acids. The record is from RefSeq and is a predicted model, not a curated record. Gene Ontology annotation, cellular component: membrane. The transcript has 7 exons. Gene Ontology annotation, biological process: positive regulation of protein autophosphorylation; positive regulation of cell population proliferation; positive regulation of phosphatidylinositol 3-kinase/protein kinase B signal transduction. Gene Ontology annotation, molecular function: platelet-derived growth factor receptor binding; growth factor activity. NCBI's taxonomy places the organism in Eukaryota, Metazoa, Chordata, Lepidosauria, Squamata, Lacertidae.
AAGCGGGUAGGGGGUAGUUCAUUAAUGCUGGACAUCAUCGGGGCUGAGUUUGGAGAGUCAGCUCGGGAGGGGACAAAGGGAAGGCUUUAAAAGCGUCGCGAACAGGGAGAUAUUCCAUUUGGAAGAGGAAUCCGUCCUCCUUUUUUUUUUUUAAAAAAAAAGUAAAGACUUUGUGCUAAGCAGCAAGGCGUCCCAAUGCAACGGCUUGAGCAUCUCCUCUUUUACGUUGCAAUCUGCGCCAGCUUUUGCAACCGACAGGGCUCCAGCGCCGGCGCCCAGAGCGGAUCUAUCAGAGCCUUGCGCGCUUCGAACCUGCGGAGAGAUGAGAGCAAUCACCUCACAGCCUUGUACCGGAAGGAAGAGACCAUCCGCGUCUUGCGCAGUGGUGAGAUCCACAGCCCUCGUUUUCCUCACAACUAUCCCAGGAACCUGUUACUGACGUGGAGGCUGCUUUCGCCAGAGAAUGCAAGGAUACAGCUGGUGUUUGAUAACCAAUUUGGACUGGAGGAGCCAGAGAAUGAAAUCUGCAGGUAUGACUUUGUAGAAGUGGAAGAUAUAUCCGAAAUCAGCACGCUGAUCCGGGGGCGGUGGUGUGGGUACAAGGAAGCGCCUCCGAGAAUCACAUCGAAAACAAACCAGCUGAAGAUCACCUUCAAGUCGGAUGACUUCUUUGUGGCUAAGCCUGGAUUCAAGAUUUAUUAUUCCCUGGUGGAUGAUCUCCAGCCUGCUGCCGCUGAAACCAACUGGGAAUCGGUCACAAGCCCCGUCUUGGGCGUUUCCUAUCACUCUCCGUCAGUGACCGACCCUACUCUUACGGCAGAAGCUCUGGAUCAAACCGUUGCUGGGUUUGACACCGUGGAGGAACUCCUCAAGCACUUUAACCCAGACACGUGGCAAGAAGAUCUCGAAAGUCUGUACACAGACACUGCCCCACAUCGAGGCAGAAGUUUCUAUGAAAGGAAAUCGAAAGUUGACUUGGAUAGGUUGAAUGACGAUGUGAAGCGAUACAGCUGCACUCCAAGGAAUUAUUCUGUCAACAUAAGGGAGGAACUGAAGCAAACCAAUGUUGUUUUCUUUCCACGCUGUCUUCUCGUCCAGCGCUGUGGGGGGAACUGUGGCUGUGGUUUCAUGAACUGGAAAUCUUGCACGUGUACAGCAGGAAAAUUGGUGAAAAAAUAUCAUGAGGUGUUGAGGUUCAUCCCUGAAGCAGGUCACAUCAGGAGGAGGGGCAGAACCAAGAACAAUAUGGCACUGAUCGAUAUUCAACUGGAGCACCAUGAGCGCUGCGAUUGUGUCUGCAGUGCAAGGCCACCUCGAUAAAAAGAGACCAUGCCAUCCCGUUUGCAACUUAAAAGGACCUCUUUUCCCUUGAAGGAGGAGCAGUCUGCAGAAGUUCGCCCAGUGGCCACUGAACUUUGCUAACAGCCUGGCUUGUAGCUGGUAGAGGCGCCCACAGCCUCCCAACUCCAAAUACUAAGUGCCAUGACAGCUAAUCAUUAAUAACACUGAUUUAUGGUAUCUGAUUUCAAAUAUGGGAUUAAGCAGUAGAAAACAAGAGAAGCCAAAAGCUGAAAUCCUCAGUGCAUGCAGUGAGCAUGAUAGCAGUAUUCUUUUGGCUGAAUUUCCUAGUUGGCUU